AUGAUAAGUCGUCAACCACAACGAGCGGAAAACGAUGAAACUUAUGCUUUAAGAACAAUCUUAUUAAUUGGCAGAACUGGUAGUGGAAAGUCUGCUUUGGCAAAUGUGAUAACUGGUACCGAUGAUUUUAAAGAAAGUUCAUGCUCUAUUAGCGAAACUGAAGAAUAUGAAAUUAAAGAUUAUUUAAUCAAUGGAAAAUCUUAUAGAAUAGUUGAUACAGUCGGAAUUGGUGGUACAAGAUUGACAGACCAGCAAGUUUUAAAUAAAUUAGCAGAGGCAGCUGAUCGUAUUCAAUUUGGAUUUCAUCAAAUUUUAUUUGUUGUCAAUGGGCACUUUACAGAACAUGAAAUUCAAGCCUAUGAUUUAUUGAGAGAAGUUGUUUUCGAUAAAGAUGUUGUUAAAUUCACUUCUAUUGUAAGAACAAAUUUUCCUGAUUUUGAUGAUUAUGAUAAGUAUUCGGAGGAUAUUAAUAGCAUGAUUGAAGAAAAUGAUAGUCUUUCUCACAUAGUCAAAUCAUGUAAAAAGGUUAUUUAUGUAGAUAAUCCACCAUUAAUUGGUCGUUUUAAAGAAGCGGGCAAAGCUUCUAGAGCAGAUUCGCGAGCAAUAAUAUUAAAACAUCUAACUGAACAAACAAUUGGAGAAGGCAGAAAAGGCAGCAGCAAAUAA
Entrophospora candida is the source of this 666-nucleotide messenger RNA. The record is from the annotation of a GenBank genome assembly. NCBI's taxonomy places the organism in Eukaryota, Fungi, Glomeromycota, Glomeromycetes, Entrophosporales, Entrophosporaceae.